Messenger RNA from Seminavis robusta, 2051 nucleotides. The record is from the annotation of a GenBank genome assembly. Lineage: Eukaryota; Bacillariophyta; Bacillariophyceae; Naviculales; Naviculaceae.
GAAUCUUUGUAACCCUAAAUUUGAGGUUAGUGACGUGUUGACGAGAACAGUUUCUGUUGUUGACGACGAAACUCGGCGGAAAGAGACAAAGAGGUCAACCGAGAUGGAUUGGUCAACCACUAUUGUGUUGGUGCAUUACCCUCUGCAGAGAUGGUUCCUUCCGUCAUGACAGGGACAAGGAGGUUCCUUAUCGCUAUCCUUCUUCCGCCACUAGCAGGAGCAUUUGUCACGCAUCUCAACUGGAGCCCAGGUCGAGUUCUCCCCACGAGUUUCGAAGCUUCCAGCUCGUACUUGAAACCCAAGAUCCCAGGACCCACUACGGUGCUGCAAUCGCAAAGAUUGACAGUCGAAGUGGAUGCUAGCCUGGAUGAUGAAAAGGUCCGAGCCCUGUUUGCAUGGAUUGCCAGAGCCUACGCUGGCGAAUAUGAAUACAACAAUUUGAUGCUGGCCAUUGCUGCCAUUUUUGGAAACCUUCCGCCCGAUUCCGAGCCUGUUUUAUUGGCAGAGAAGGCACUGAAGUUGCUACCCGAGGAUGCCGAAGAAACGCCUUGUGGCGAACCAUUUUCUCUCUAUGAACGUGAAUCGAAUUCUUUGGGAGCCAUGGGAGCAGCUCAGUGGUCAGGAAGGUGGAAAACACGGCCUCAUGCCUUGCUUCAGAUACAAAAUCUGACACAUGUCGAUGAGUGGAUCAAGGGUUUGCCUCGAGGUUGUCGACGAACCUUGAAACGAGCAGUUGCAUUGGAAGAAGGGGGCAAUUUUACUGUUCGGACGCUACCUAUUUAUGGCAAUCAACCCGCACCGCAUUCCUGUUUGGCUCAUUUUCGCUGCGUGGUGGCACACGAAGUAAGAUUGCUCGCCAAUGCAAGAGAUGGAGCUGACGUGUCGGAUUUCUUUUCAGCCUUGGGAGAGGCAGUCGGAAGAUACAUGGGAACAACUCGCAUGGCUGGAGAGAUCAGAGAAUACAGCAAUAGUACCACCGGAAAAGUCAUUGCUGUGGCUCAUGAAGUCCGCAAAGGUAGAACCACUCGAGGCCAGUGGUUCUAUUGUACGGAUGAAGCGGCCAAGAACUACAUUUGGUUCCAUUCUGUAUAUGAUUUGGUGCGUCGGUCCAUUGAGGCUGAUGGCGUCGAUGUGGUAGACUUGGGACCCAGCGGAUCCGAUGCUUUUAGCGAACUGAAGGAGCGCUACGGAUUUCUAUCCGUGGAUGAUUGGCCCGCUGUGGCAGACUAUGAAGGACCGUUUUGGUACAACCAAACUGGGACUCCGAAAAAAGGUCUUACUGGACUAGCAUCAUUCCUGGAACGGCAAUUGGGCAUUGACUGAGGACACAAGGCAUGACAACAUGUUAGAACGACCCGUAGCUUGCUUUCUUGCUCCCUGUCAAAACGUGUAGAUACUUUGCUUUCUGGUUCAAUCGAAUCCAUACUUUUUAGGACAGUCCAUGAGCACAGAAAAGUUCUCAAUUUUGAAUUCAAUAAUUACCACACAAAGCGAAUAACACUAGCUAGUUACAGUGGUUCUGUCGUGGUUCUCCGAACAAUCAUGGCUUCAGCAACGUUUAGUCCGCACCAGAUUGCAGAGGACGCAUUAUUGAUCCAAAGUAGCUACUGGCCCUUAACGGUAACGAUGUUGCUAUGACUUUGCUACCUUAACCUACCGGUAUCAGCACAGCCUCCAUCUAUUCGUGACAGAAGCAAAGGCAACCCAAGACACUUUCAAACAGAAACCAUGUCACGAUACGAUGGAAAACGAAUACCAGCGUGAAACUCGAGGGUGUUUCUGGGGACGUUCCGUCGUUUCAUCAUCAGACGUGGGAGUGGGGCUAACGGAGUGAGACAAAACCUUCGCUGCACAAUUGGAUGCUUCCUCUUCGGCCUCCAAGCUAAUGAGUGCUGCAUCCAUCAUUUGGAUUCAAUCAACCAAUUCAGAUACUGUGACAAUCCCAUUUGAAAUGAAACCAUUGAAGAACAUUUGCAUCAUGCGACAAUACCAUUGUGCAUUGAUUAAUCUAAGGAUCUAAGAGAUGUAAAGUUUGUAUUUCCAAAUAAGUG